GAAUCUGAUGUUUUUUUCAAGAUUUUGUCUGUCCAUUUUAAUAUUGUUACACGGCAGUGGUAAAUCGUUUGAUCCAUCACGACAUUGAAAUAAAUAGAAAAUAGCUAUACGAUAAUUAUGAUUUAUAAGCUUGCGUUUGAAAGAACAGACACGUUGCCCGUAUUGUGACAUGUUUUCGCGAGUAAAGCGUCCGUGCUCUCUGACUUGAGUCUUUUGAGAUAAAAGAAGUGAAACGCCAUCGCUUUAGAUGUGUGUAUUAAGUUACUUUUCCGCAAAAGCUUCCAAUGUAUUAACUGCACCAAGAAUGUUUACCACGCAAGUCCAAUAGACCAGUUGACAUCAUGCACAUCUGCAAAGUUAAGAUUCCACCCACUGAUAUAACUUCAAGAAGGCCAUGACUUAACUUGCACUGAGUCAUGAGUGGUCAAAAGAAUAUUGGGCGUAAAAGACUUGGUGGAAUUGUCAUCCAGCGAACACAUAGCCUGGUUCCUCCAGAGAAACGCCCAUGCCAGAUCACCAACAGCAAUGUGCAGACAGAUGUUAAACUUGCCAAGGUGGGGUUAACUCAUCAACCAGACCUGUAUUUUAGUUCCUCCUUUUGUGACCUUGAAAAUGACCCCAACCUGGUAUCAGCCCUGGACAAGAUUGAGCAGAACUAUAAGACUGCCAUACCAGCGCCUCAGGGGGCAGCAUUGGUUACAUCAGAAAAUAAACAGGGAAAUAUUGCUGUCUCUAAAGCCUGUACAGGUGGUAAAACAGAAUCAAAACAAGUCCACGGCAAUCCAAAUACUGGCAGCAUCCAUACAUCUGUGCUUACAAAAUCAGUGCAAAGUAACUCCAAGGGUGUUAAACAGACAGCAGUUUCUGGUCUUAAUGGACGGCAAAGCAUUCAAGGUAAUAAUGUACACAAAAUAGAUGAUAUAGGAAAACAAAUUGAGAAGAAUGUAGUAACGCAAUUUAGUACCAAAGUGGAUAUUAAGUCUAACACUAAUUUAAAGCAAACAAACCAUACAAAGCAAUGUGUACAAAGUGACAAAACUGCCAGGAUAGUAGCUACUACUCCAGUCACUCGAAAGACUGCAUCCAUGUCUAGAGUUUCUGACCAUCAGCCCUCCUUCCAUGAUCUUUCUUUCGCCAGCCCUGUCGAUAUAUCUACGCCUCAGAUAUUCAGAAAUAAUCAAAGUACUACAAAAGAAAAUAAGGACAGUCCAACUGAUGCAAAAAAGGCAAAAACCAAAAACUUAUCUGACUCUAAGAAGCCUCGAAAUGAGAGAGCAGCAGAGUCUGCCCCACUGUCCACUCCCAGAAGGAGUCAGCGAAACAGCAGCAAGAACAACAGAAAGCAGAUCCUAAAUACUGUAACAUCUCCAGAAACAGCUGUGAGUGCAGACAGAGACACAUCAGGAGAUAAAAGUGACUUCUUUAAGUCUUUGUGCGUUGACAAUGAAAGCAUUGACGAGUCAAAAUUGGAGAGAAAGAAAGCUGAAAAGUCACCAAAAUCAGAAAAUCUCCGACAUGGCUCAGACAUAGGCCAACAAGAGCACCAAACAUUGGAAAGUUCAAGUCUUGCAGACGAUGAGAGAAGUCUAUUUCCUAGAAAAAGGCUGGGUUUGAACCAAGCUGCCACCUCCACCAUCAUGCCUGUUGUAGACCAGGACAGCCUGGCCCUGUCAUCCUGGGGCCUCCCGGCGGUGGUGUUGAACCAGUACGCAGCCCGAGGCAUCACACACAUGUUCCAAUGGCAGGCUGAGUGUCUCAUGCUUGGAAACGUACUCAGUGGGGGUAACCUUGUGUACUCGGCCCCUACCAGUGCUGGCAAGACGAUGGUGGCAGAGUUGCUGGUGCUUAAGAGAGUCCUGGAGACACGGAGGAAGGCUGUCAUCAUCCUGCCCUUUGUGUCGGUCACACGAGAGAAAAUGUUCUACCUACAGGAGCUGUUCCAAGAUGCAGGUGUGAGAGUGGGUGGGUUCAUGGGCCACUACUCACCGCCCGGGGGCUUCAGUGGGACAGACAUUGCAGUCUGCACCAUUGAGAAAGGCAACAGCCUCAUCAACAGGCUUCUAGAGGACAACAAACUGGACACCAUUGGUAUCAUAGUCGUUGAUGAGCUCCAUCUGAUUGGCGACCGUAGCCGUGGAUACCUGCUGGAGCUUCUCCUGACCAAGGUCACCUACAUGUGUAGUCGACGGCAACAGGGACCAGACGGUACAGUUACACCCCCUUCCAUCCAGAUAGUGGGCAUGAGUGCCACUCUUCCAAACCUUGACCUUCUGGCACGCUGGCUGCACGCCGACCUCUACCGCACGGACUUCCGCCCAGUUCCCCUCGCAGAGUGCGUCAAGAUCGGGAACCAGGUGUUUGACUCAGAGAUGAAACCGCUGCGUGAAGUUGACGUGAAGUACGCUGUCAAGGGAGAUGAGGACCAUGUUGUUCCACUGUGCAUAGAGACAAUGAGGGGAGGUCACUCCAUCCUGAUAUUCUGUCCCACCAAGAACUGGUGUGAGAGCCUUGCUGAGCAGGUUGCCAGGGAACUCUACAGGUUGCUAAGGGACCCGUCACUAGCAGUGCACAAGCAACCAGAGGAAGGGGCCAGUGAUGUGCUGGUGCUGCCUCUAGACCCCAGGACCCUGCUGGACACCCUCGAGCAGCUGAGGAGGACCCCUGUAGGACUUGACUCUGUCCUGGCCCGCACUGUACAGUACGGUGUAGCCUACCACCAUGCAGGUCUUACGUUUGACGAGCGAGACAUCAUAGAGGGGGCGUUCCGUCAGGGCAUACUGAAGGUGCUGGUUGCUACCUCCACCCUGUCGUCAGGGGUCAACUUGCCUGCGCGCAGGGUCCUCAUACGCACCCCGGUCUUCCACGGUGGUCAAAUGAUCGAUUUCCUCACUUACAAGCAGAUGAUUGGGCGAGCUGGCAGAAAAGGGGUCGACACAGCAGGGGAGAGCAUUCUGCUAUGUAAGGCUGCAGACAGACCCAAGGCCGAGGCCCUCGUGAGGGGGGCCCUACCACCUGUACACAGCACGCUGGUCAGGAAUGAAGGAGAAUCACUAAGUUCCAGCAUGAAGCGAGCCAUCCUGGAGGUGGUGGUGAGUGGGGUGGCAGGCUGCCCCCGGGACGUGGAGACCUACGCCUCCUGUACCCUGCUGGCCUCCUCCAUGGCGGGGCAGGGGACAAGCCUGUGCGGGGAGUGGCCAGGCCAGGGCGGGACUGGAAACAUGAUCCAGGAGAGCAUACAGUUCCUACUGGACAACGAGUUUGUCUGCAUGCAGAAGAUAGCUGACAAGAGUGGGGAGGUAACCCAGCGGUUUGUGCCGACCCAGCUGGGAUGUGCAGUUCUCUCCUCCUCCAUAUCCCCUGAUGAGGGCCUCGUGGUGUUCUCGGAGCUUCAGCGGGCCAGGCAAUGCUUCGUGUUGGAGAAUGAGCUGCAUAUUAUCUACCAGGUGACCCCAAUCUACGCCCAGAUAGACACCAUAGACUGGCUGCAGUACUUCAGUAUCUGGGAGAGCCUCUCAGCGGGCAUGAAACGGGUUGCCGAGCUAGUGGGGAUCACGGAAGCCUUCCUGGCCAAGGCCAUUAGGGGCCGGAUCCCUAACAAGACUUACGAGCAGUUGAAGACGCUGGCGAUACACAAGCGGUUCUACACGUGCUUAGUGCUCCAUGACCUGGUACAGGAGAUGCCCCUGGGUGCUGUGUGCAGCAAGUAUGGCUGUAACAAGGGCCAGCUACAGAGUCUGCAGCAGUCCGCUGCUACAUUUGCAGGCAUGGUGACGGUGUUCUGUGCACGGCUGGGCUGGUCCAAUAUGGAACUCAUCCUGUCCCAGUUCCAGAGCCGUCUAACGUUUGGCGUGCAGCGUGAACUCUGUGACCUUGUUCGUAUGUCGUCCCUCAACGGUCAGCGGGCUCGUGUUCUCUACAAUGGAGGGUACCAGACUGUGGCCGCACUGGCCGGGGCACUGCCAGAAGAUGUAGAGGCCAUACUGGGAAACUCUGCGCCAUUUGAAAGCAAGAAGAAGCAGGCUACAGAGACAGACUGGGAGGCAGAGCAGAGACGCAAGGCACACUGCAUCUUCCUUACUGGACGGAAAGGCGUGACAUGUCACGAGGCUGCAGUGAUCAUAAUCAACGAGGCCAAACAGAUGAUACAAGAGGAGCUGGGAGGGGUGGGUGUGACCUGGGGUCAGCAACUUGGCAAGUCCCCUACAGUUAAGACACCUGUACUGAUGAGCCCUCUAGCAGGUAACAGUAAGCGGUCAGGACACAAAGGUAAAGCUUCAUCAUCUGGGAAGACAAAACUUUCUGAAAGCUGCAACAACGCCAACAGUUUUAUGACCAACGUUAUUUCUGCACCAGUUUUAAGAGUAAGCUCAGACACGAAUGUCUGUUCUAGUGUCCUUUCUGCAGAAACUGCUCGUACGAGUGGUAAAACUAAUCAAGAUGAAAACACCGCAAGAAAGGCACCCAGUCAAAAUGAUCGUAAUGAAUGUUCAAAAACUGUCCUUAAUGGUACAGAAGGAUCUGUAACUAAUCUAAAAGAUCAGGUAAAAAGCAAUUCAAACAAGCAAAAUGUUGAAAUUACUUCAAAUACAAAGACUAUAUCUGUUGAUGAUCUUGUAACGAUUGCAAAUAAUUCCAACUCAAAAACAAUAAAUAUCUCUAGAGGUAUGAAUGUUAAUAAUGUCAAUGAUGCAAAUGGAUGUCUCGAAAGCAACCUGCUAAGGUCACAAUUAGGUGAUGCAAAGAAGAAUGAUUGUGCUGUUGCUGAGCAGUGCAAGGGUGACAUUGUGUCAGAGUGCAAGGGUGACAUUGUGUCAGAGAAUAUUGAAACUGAUACAAACACUGACGAAGAUUUCAGCUUCAGUACUGCUCUUGAUAACUUGACAAAUGAUCACAAUGGAAGGCAGAUAAACAGUGAUGAAAACUGCCAUCUAGUCAGUGAAAAUGCACAAAAAGAUAUUGAAUGUGUGAACAGUAAAGACCUGAUUUCUGAUGAUAAUGAUAAAAUACAAUUAGAUGGAGUUUUGAAAAUACCAGCCCCAAAUCAUUCAGUUAAAUCAGUUGUUACACACAAUUAUACAAAUAAAUCAGGGAACAUUAAUCCCAAUCUUUCAAAUGAUGAUGUUGACCAUGACUUUGCUGAUAGUUUCGCCAUUACUACCCAAAUGUUAAAUUCGUGUGAAAAUGUGCAUAUCCAGACCUCUAAUAAAUCUGGGUCUUUAGUAAGCAAAACUGAAAAUGACAAAAGAGUGGCUGCGGGCCAACAAUCAGAGGCACUGUUCUCUGAAGUAAUCCCUGAUGACAGUUUUAAUGCUGUAGAAAUUGACAAUAUUGACAACAACAAAAUGGUCUUGGAUCAGUCGAGUAAUACAAAUAAUCUGGAAAAUGUCCAUAGUUUACUUGAAGUUUCCAAUAAUGACCUGGAAAUGAAUAUAUCCCACAAUUCUACAGAAGACAUGUUCAAUGACUCAGCAGGUUUGAUUGCUGCCAGCAAUUAUGAGCGGGUGGGGCUUGAUAACAAUCAGUCGAACUUGGAUAAUGAGGAAAUGAUGACAUCCUUCAAUGAUCUUCAUAUACCUUACCAAAGUGGGCAAGAGAGAUGUUUUGAACAAGGUGACAAAGAAGCUGUUGGCGAGAAAAAUAAAACAGUUAUAUGUGCACCUUUGCAAGAGGUUAAAAGUGAUAAAUCAAAACCUUCUCACAAAAGAAAUAACCCUUUAGGUCAAACUGCAGUCGGUGUACUAGGUCAGUUCUCCAGUCAGAAGCCAGUAGGGCCUUUACAAGGGCAGGAAAUAUUGCAUGAAGACCUGGCUAUGGCCCUGGCCAUGGGGGAGUCUUUCUCCUCAACAUUUGAUAUUACCACCCAUGACACACAGACUGGGGCAAAUGUUGAAGCAGCUGUACAAGAACAACACGAUCAGCUGGGGGACUCCUUUACAGUGUCCAUGAUGGAUUAUGUUGUGGCCAAUAAUGAGGAAAUCCCAUACAAGAAUGUGUUCAAAAAUGAGAAAAUCCCAUCCAAGAAUGUGGCCAAUAAUGAGGAAAUAACAUACAAGAAUUUAGGCAAGGCUGCUGAUACAAAAAUGGCUCGUACUUCAGUAGGUAGGCCCCAGGUUGGUCUGAAAGUUACAGAUGAUGCUGUUUGUUCACCUCAAGGUAUAGAUAGUGAGAAAUUUGUGACUCCAACUAACCGGCCCAAAAAGCGUAGGAGUGUUAGCUCUACCAAGAGUUCAAGACUUCCUAAACAACAGAAAUUAGACGACAGUGAUCUAGAAAUUUCACCCAGCUCUGUAUCUGUAAGUAACCUACCCAAAAGACUCCAUACACUUAAGAAAGUCACUCAGGUAAUCUCAAGCAAACCUGACUCAAAAUCAAGAAGAGUUCUGGAUUCUACUAAACCUGUAAAGUUAAAUAAAGAAGAACAAAAUCAGCCAUUGACAGCUCUCAGUUCCCCUAAAAGAGACACUAAUGGUUCUCUGAACACCAGCACAGAGGGUGACUAUGUUCCCCCCACACCCCCAGAAGACACACCACCCACUGCCAUGGAGACUAGAGGCACGCCCACCAAGCCUGAAGUACCAAGGCCCCUCCCUGCCAGUCCUUUUAGUCCCAGAUUGCGGAGAAACGCUCCUCGGUCGGCAAAGACAACAGCAAAUGUUCAUCAGAGUGAUAACCUUAAACAUAUUGAGAAGAAUGGGAAACUUUUCCAAGAACCUGAUGAGAAAUGCUCAUCUAAAGGUGAAAUAUCAAACUGUAUAUUGGAAAAGGGAAAGAACAAAAAAUCUUCAAAAAAUAAUAAUAGUGUAAAUGUCACAUCUGUACCCAAAGAAGUCUCAUUACCUUCUGAUGAUCAAAAGCAUUCAAAGUGUUCAGCUAUUCCUAACAAAAAUCUUCAUGAAGGACAAAUAACUUCAAAAAGUGAGGACGAAAAUAACAUAGAAGAUGGUGAGGAUGAUUGUAAUAUUGACGAUGAUGAAAAGAUGUCUCCGUCUUUCAUUGACCCCAACAUGUCAGGUCUGCCUCUUACCCAGCAGUCGUUCACGAUAAUCGACGUGUGCGGGGACAAGAGGCUGUUCAAGACAUUCAUCAUGGAAUGGAGGACCAAGCACAGAUAUGCCGUGUCCUUGGCCUGUGAGACUCUAAAGAGGGAUAACACAGGACCAAGCAUUGGGGCUAACUUCAGGAAAGACAAGUCUCCCAGCAGGGUGGAGGGAGGGGAUGCAUGUGGUAUCCCCCUGGAGGGGGAGGGUCUGUGUAUAGUGGGCGUGGCAGUGUCCUGGGACAACAGGGACGCUUACUACAUCUCCCUGUCCCACCAACAGCUGCAGCAGGUUGACCCUGAUGACAGUUUGGCCCCUCCCCCCUCUGACCGGGACAUCAGUAUUGCCAUACGGGUGAAAGCUAUCAAGUCUGUCCUUCAACAGGCAGUAUGCCAGUCACAGCCCGUCACCAUCAUGAUGUUUGACGUUAAAACUCAGUACAGGGCCCUGGUAGAGGGGUGUGGUUUCAGUCCCAGGGGUCAGUUUGCGGACCCCAAGGUGGCAUGCUGGCUGCUGGACCCCGGGGGGCGGGAAAAGAACCUGCACCGCAUGGUCACCAACUUCCUGCCCACAGAGGUGCACAUGAUACAUGGUAUAGGUGGAGGUAUAGGCCUGGGCAGCCUGGGUAUGAGCCCACAGAACCCAGGCUCCGGGCGUUACCGGGCUACCACGGAGGCAGUGCUAGUACGCCACCUGGUGCAGUACUUCAACGCCUGCCUUGACAGGGAGGGGCUGUUGUCUGCGUUUAGGGACGUUGAGAUGCCUGCAGCAGUAACACUGUGUAGGAUGGAACUGAACGGCUUUGGGUUCAGUGAGACAGAGAGUGAGAGACAGAAGUGUGUGAUGCUGUCUAAGUUGUCUGCCCUUGAGGAGCAGGCGUACACCAUCGCUGGUCACCCCUUCUCCCUCUCCGCUCCAGACGAUGUCAGUCAGGUGCUUUUCAUAGAGUUACGCCUGCCCCCUAAUGGUGACCCCAGCUCUGUCCAGAAGCCCCUGGGUCCCCCUGGCAGGAGGGGCGGGGGUGGGGCCUGCAGGACCCAGUACAGCACGUCCAAGGAGGUCCUGGAGAGGCUGCGCAAGCUACACCCCCUGCCUGGCGUGAUCCUGGAGUGGAGGAGGAUCACCAACGCACUCACUAAAACUGUGUUUCCUUUGCAGAGGGUCAAGGUGCCAUGUGAUUGGCUGCACAUGGAUCGUAUCUAUGGUGACUGUCAGCUGCACUCAGCCACGGGCAGGGUGAGCUUGAGUGAGCCCAACCUACAGAAUGUGCCCAAGGACUUCGACAUCCAGCUGCCAGCUAGGCCUUGCUCUGAUUUGAUAGGAGAGAGUCCCCCGCCCUGUGUUUCUGCCGGGCCCAGGGAGCGACAGUCCAGAUUGAGGUCACUUAGGGAUCAAGGUCAGAGGUCAGCAGUUACCAAGGACAACAGUGGAGGCACAUUCUCUGUUAGCAUGAGACACGCUUUUGUACCAUUCAAAGAUGGUGUCCUCCUGGCGGCCGACUACUCCCAGCUGGAGCUGCGUAUGAUAGCGUACCUGUCACAUGACAAGAGGUUGAUCAGCGUACUCAAUGAAGACGGGGAUGUGUUCAAGCUGAUCACGGCACAGUGGAAGAACAUCACACCUGCUGAUGUCACACCUGAACAGAGGGCGCAGGCUAAACAGGUGUGCUAUGGUAUGAUAUACGGUAUCGGCCCUAAGGCCCUUGGAGAGCAGAUGGGGGUGGAGGAGAAUGAUGCAGGAGUCUUCAUUGAAACUUUCAAAGCUAAAUACCCAGAAAUGCGCGCCUACCUCCGUAAGACCGUAGACCAGUGCCGCAGACAGGGCUAUGUUCAGACCAUGACCGGGCGCAAGCGAUACCUGCCGGCCAUCACCAGUCCCAACCCUCAUGCCCGCGCCCAGGCUGAGAGGCAGGCUGUGAACACGACAGUGCAGGGAUCAGCAGCCGACCUUGUCAAGAGGGCCAUGGUCAGCAUAGAUAAGAGUCUGGAAGAGAUGUUCCCGAACACUCUGUACACCCAUAGACAUAAAUUAGCUAGUAAGCACCCUGCCCGUGGCAAGGUCCCACCGGACGGAGCCUACCUGGUGUUACAGCUUCAUGACGAGCUUAUAUACGAGGUGACCUCUGCCCAUGUGCAGGCCGUGGCCCAGGUGGUCAAACACUGCAUGGAGCACGCCGUGGAGCUGCCUGUGAGGAUGCCGGUCAAGCUGCAGACUGGGCCCAGCUGGGGGACACUGCAGGAACUUGAUGUGUGAAUAGGAUUGUAGCUUGGGGACACUGAAGGAACUUGAUUUGUGAAUGGGAUUGUAGCUGGGGGACACUGCAGGAACUUGGUGUGCGAAUAGGAUUGUAACUGGAGGACACUGCAUAAACUUGAUUUGUGAAUGGGAUUGUAGCUUGGGGACACUUAAGGAACUUGAUUUGUGAAUGGGAUUGUAGCUGCGGGACACUGCAGGAAUUCGUUGUGUGAAUGGGAUUGUAGCUGGGGGACACUGAAGGAACUUGAUGUGUGAAUAGGAUUGUAGCUGAGGGGACACUGCAGGAACUUGAUGUGUGAAUAUGAUUGUAGCUGUGGGACACUACUAGAACUUGGUGUGUGAAUAGGAUUGUAACGGAGGGACUUUGCAGUAACUUGAUGUGUGAAUAGGAUUGUAGCUGAGGGACUUUGCAGGAACUUGAUGUGUGAAUAGGAUUGUAGCGGAGGGACUUUGCAGGAACUUGAUGUGUGAAUAGGAUUGUAGCUGAGGGACUUUGCAGGAACUUGAUGUGUGAAUAGGAUUGUAGCUGAGGGACUUUGCAGGAACUUGAUGUGUGAAUAGGAUUGUAGCGGAGGGACUUUGCAGGAACUUGAUGUGUGAAUAGGAUAGUAGCGGAGGGACUUUGCAGGAACUUGAUGUGUGAAUAGGAUUGUAGCAGAGGGACUUUGCAGGAACUUGGUGUGUGAAUAGGAUUGUAGCUGAGGGACUUUGCAGGAACUUGGUGUGUGAAUAGGAUUGUAGCAGAGGGACUUUGCAGGAACUUGAUGUGUGAAUAGGAUUGUAGCUGAGGGACUUUGCAGGAACUUGAUGUGUGAAUAGGAUUGUAGCGGAGGGACUUUGCAGGAACUUGAUGUGUGAAUAGGAUUGUAGCAGAGGGACUUUGCAGGAACUUGAUGUGUGAAUAGGAUGGACGCUUUCUGGGAAAACUGUUCUUAAUGCAUGUUUGUAAAGUGUCCUCUCAGAUAAGACUGUGUGGACUGCACAGGCUAAUCAGAGACAAAACCUUUCGCCAUAACUGGACUUAAACAAAUAAGAGAUUUCCUUUAAAAGAAAAAUACCAUCAAAGCGGAAAUUGCCCAAUAUGACUUGUGCAUUAUUAGGUGUUUUAAAAAUUAAUGUGUUGUUCUUAUAAUUGUUUAAAUUGUUAUCAUGUACUAUACUAUACAGGUCAUAAACAUGUUUAUGUCCAUGCAAUUUUUUUUAUAUUACAAAUAACACUUACUCAUAGUUGUUUUCUUUAUAAAGGAUUUUAUGUGACAGCAAACAUUUAAUUUCGCACGUUUAGUUUCACACACUUUAUCCUUGUUUCAACAAUUUUGAAUAUGAAUUAUGUCUUUCACUAUUAUUGUUACACUUAUCAUAUUGUUUACACAUUUAUUUUCAUUUUAGAAACAGUACAAUUAUAUAUUAACCCUUACAAUGUGGGAACCGAAUUUUGAAGGCCUUUGCAAACAGUUUGGAUCCAGAUGAGACGCCACAGAACGUGGCGUCUCAUCUGGAUCCAAACUGUUUGCUAUUCUGAUAGUAAUUUUUGAAAAUUUUUCAAAGAAAUGCUAAUUGUAGAAAUUCAGCAGACGACAUUUUAGCAGACGAUAAAUUUCCCAGCAUGCAAAGGGUUAAUUCUAUGUGCAAUAUUUAUUUCAGUCCUAAACUUUUAAUCAAAUCACGUGUCUGAUGUUGAAAUUUCAUGUUUCUGUACUCUUGAUCUGUUUGUUUUGUCUAUAAUUUAUAUACAUAUGUAUGGUACAUAGUGCAUUGUGCAAACUUUUGUAUCAGCUAUGUUCCAGUCAUGUUUAUGCGGUAUCAUGAUAAUUUUGAUUUGUUGCUGUAUUUACUUUAUUUGAUGAACUGAGUAAACGUCUACAAACGAA
This is a messenger RNA of Dreissena polymorpha, 11164 nucleotides long. Its product is annotated as DNA polymerase theta-like. Gene Ontology annotation, molecular function: ATP binding; DNA-directed DNA polymerase activity; DNA binding. Lineage: Eukaryota; Metazoa; Mollusca; Bivalvia; Myida; Dreissenidae. The record is from RefSeq and is a predicted model, not a curated record. Gene Ontology annotation, biological process: DNA-templated DNA replication; double-strand break repair via alternative nonhomologous end joining. Bases 417 to 9290 code for a protein of 2957 amino acids. The transcript is spliced from 35 exons.